Messenger RNA from Trichogramma pretiosum, 1684 nucleotides. RefSeq names its product mediator of RNA polymerase II transcription subunit 15-like. The transcript has 3 exons. Bases 38 to 1519 code for a protein of 493 amino acids. NCBI's taxonomy places the organism in Eukaryota, Metazoa, Arthropoda, Insecta, Hymenoptera, Trichogrammatidae. The record is from RefSeq and is a predicted model, not a curated record.
CAUUAACGAUCGUCAGUGUCGCAUUCGGCCAUCCAUAAUGCACAUCAAAUCGAGCUUGCUCAUCGUCCUCUGUGGCUGCUGCUGCCUGGUGCUCGGCAGUCCGGCACCGAGGCGAGAUACACUCGUGGGUGCCGCAGCCGCCGAAAAGACAGCCGUCGUCGACACAGCCGCUCUGCUGGAGCAGGGCGCCAACGGCGGCGAGAACGUGGACCGCGCCAAGAAGCAGGCCUCGACGACCUUCUGCGUGGAGAUCCGACAGAACAAGCCCACGCAGGUCGACUGCGCCGAGGUGAAGCAACCAACGACGCCCGAGCCGACCCCAGCGCCGACGACCCCGGCUCCCGUGGUCUACGUGGUGCAGCAGCAGCCACCGCCGCCGCCGGAGCCCUGCGAGCCCGAGAUUGCCGCCUACAUGAUCCAGCACCCGGCCGAGAUCAUCUACGCGCCGACCGGCAAGUGCCUCGUGCACGGCCAGGCCCACGCCCAGCAGCCCGCACCGGUUCAGCAGCCCCAGCAGUUGCAGGUCGUGCCCCAGUCUGGUGGGCAGCUGCAGGUCUUGCCCCAGAAUCACGCGCACAUUCACGUGGUGCCCGCCAAUCAGGCGCAGCAGCAUCUCCAGCAGCUGCAACAGCUGCAGCCACAACCCGCUGGACCGCAACUGCAGAUAGUGCCUCAAUCGCUGCAACACCUUUUGCGGGGCCCAUCAUCCAUAAUUCCAGGACCACCUCCCCAGGGACCACCUCCCCAAGGACCUACGUUGGUUCCUCAGCCGUUACCUCCUCCGCAGCAGCCUCAGCCCCCGGUGGUCGUGCCUCAACCACAGGUACCCCAGAGCAUCAAGUGCACUUGCAACACCGCCGGUGUGUCAGGCCCAGUUGCUGGUCAGUCUACCGUUUCGGCAGGUCCGUCGAACGAGCAGCUCGCCAUGUCCUUCCUCCAGGGUCUUCAAAGGAAUGCCCAAGCUCAAGGACAGAAACUUGCACAAGCUGGAGCUAACUUAGCAGCGCUGCCUAAUCGUGUUGGCGCCGCAUUCGGCAGAAAUGUGCCAUCAGUCAUUCAUCCUGGUCAUCCCGGCCCACAGCUAUCUUACGGUCAAAAAUCGGCUUCGGAUGCACAAGCUCCCGUCAAUCCGCUCUUACCAGGAGGCUUCCAAAGUCAACUGAACGCGGCCUUUGGCCUGAACGGCGCCCUGAGCUCACCCCUGAACUCACGUCCCGUGUAUAACGAUCAUCUAUUGCCAGCCGGCGGUGUUGGCAGCCCACUUCGUAGUGGGCCUAUAAUUCAGCGGCUCAGUCGGGACAUGGAAGAUCAGAUCAAGCAGCAGCAGCAACAGUCGGAAGCUGCGUCCGCGACGUCGUCCGUCGACGAUGCCUCGAAGACAAAACAGCAGCUCUCGCCGGCAGACAUGAUCGGAAAAAUGAUGAAAAAUAAUCCACCCUCGGUCCUUUCGGACGUUGGCGGUGAAAAAGCCAGAGUCGCCAGAUAUUUAUACGGAAACAAUGAACUCGACGAGGAAUAGGAAAAAUAAAGCAAUAACUUUAAGCUGUACAUAAUGUGAAUUACGAGAGCAUGUUGUUGUUAGUACUUGUUGACUUUUUUGCAUCGCGUCGAAUUUUUUUUAAAUUUUCUACUUUUAUCCUACGAAUAAGCAAAUGAAAUAAUAUAACGAUCGUUUAUAUCAUGA